AUGGCUCUUCACCCGCCUCCCGAAGGCGAGAAGCUCAUUUUCGCGCCCGCCGGCUCGGCGCAAAACACGCGGGCGGACCAGUUCACGCUGUCGUCGCUCUCGCGGGCGUCGCUGCACCCGUCGUCGCCGAUCCCCCAGUUCCACACGUGGUUCACGGCGGCGCAGGAGUCGCACGCGGUCGCGCACCCGGAGACGUGCACGCUGUCGACGGCGUCGCUGCCGUCGGGCCGCGUGUCGGCGCGCAUGGUGUACCUCAAGGAGCUCGACGCGCGGGGCGGCUUCGUCGUGUACACGAACCUUGGCACGUCGCGCAAGGCGGCGGACCUGGCGACCAACCCGCACGCGAGCCUGACGUUUUGGUGGGAGGCGCUGCAGCGGCAGGUGCGCGUCGAGGGCGUCGCGAGCCGCCUGAGCCCCGAGGAGAGCCAGGUCUACUUUGACACGCGCGUGCGCGGCAGCCGGCUCGGCGCGUGGGCGAGCCGGCAGAGCCAGGUGCUGGAGCCGCGGCCCGGCGCCGACGACGGGCGCGCGCAGCUCGAGGGCUGGGUCCGCGAGGCCGAGGAGCGGUUCCGCGACCAGGAGAGGAUCCCCGUGCCCGAGUUCUGGGGCGGCCUGCGCAUCGUGCCGGAGAGGGUCGAGUUCUGGCAGGGCAGGGAGAACCGUCUGCACGACCGGUUCGUCUACGACAAGGCCGAGGGCGACGGGGACGACAAGUGGACCAUCAACAGGCUGAGCCCCUAA
Molecule: messenger RNA, 741 nt
Organism: Colletotrichum spaethianum
Lineage: Eukaryota; Fungi; Ascomycota; Sordariomycetes; Glomerellales; Glomerellaceae
Product: putative pyrophosphatase/phosphodiesterase
Exons: 2
Coding region: 1-741 (246 amino acids)
Biological process (GO): pyridoxine biosynthetic process
Molecular function (GO): pyridoxamine phosphate oxidase activity; FMN binding
Source: RefSeq, a predicted model, not a curated record